GAAGGAAGCCUUCAACACUGUGGUUGCUUCCAUCAUAAGGAGCCGGCCUACUAAGCGGGAAGACCUGAGGAAACCUCAGAGCCGAAGUGAACAACAUGAACGAGAAACAUCUCGCUGUGUCCUAUAAGGGAGACUAUUAUGUAACGGUAUGGGCUAUGACAGACAGGAAGAGCAGACACACAUGCAGAGAUGUGAAAACCAAUAAUAUUUUAAUAACAAGACCAGACAGAAAGAACAAGACAAGGGUACACAAAACUAAAUACACAACCUCUGCUAAGCUAACUGAUAAAUGCUAAACAAACAAAGAAGAAUGCUAAACUAACAAAAGUUAAAUUAGAUACACAUGAAACCUAAAUACUUAGCUAAACAUGAACUAAACAAGACUAAAUAAGAUUAAACAGGACUACAGGCAAAGGCUGACUAACACAGGUUAAACAGACUAAACACAGGCUAAACAAGGAUAACUGACUAAACAAACUAAGCAGGCUAACAAGUACCAAACAGAGACUAAACAGGCUAAUUAUGCUAACAGACUAAACAAACAGAAGGCUAAGGAACAGACAAGAGUGCAACAGAACUAAACAGACUAAACAUGACAAAGGCAAAGACAAGAACAAACCAGAAUACAUCAGGCUCUAUAUGAAACAGACAGAGAUACAGUCAAACAGAGUAACCAUGAAAAUAAUCUCCAACUGUCUGUGCUCCAGUGCACCUCUUAAAUGGAGGGCAGCUGGAGCCAAUUAGUUCAAAAGAACCAAUCAUGAGAGAGGGUGUGGCAGGAGACUGAGUGUGCACACAGAGAGGGGGGCGUGGCACACAGGAGCUCCAGAGGACAGAGGGGCUGUAAACGUGACAGGUCUUUUGUGUGAUGUCAUCUAAUAGCAGCAGCCUGAGGACAAAAACCUGUCACUUAUGUCAUGGUUGAUCGUGCACUACAGAAACAAGACCCCAAAUCCUUGAGUUACUUAUAUAGAAGAAUAAUAAAAGGAUGUCUUAUUAUUGUCACAUACAGUUGCGAGAAAAAAUGACACAGGACCCCUCAACCUUGAGAGAAGAGGGGAACAGCUUGUUUAAAAAUGGAGAUGUGCAGGGAGCGCUAAGCUGCUACACUAAAGCUUUGAAGCUCAGCGACUGUGCAUCACAGAGUGCUGUGCUGUACCGCAACCGAGCUGCAUGUUACCUCAAACUGAACGACUAUGCCAAAGCCAAUGUGGAUGCCACCAAAGCUCUGGACACCGACCCAGGGGACAUCAAGGCCAGGUUUCGUCGUGCACAGGCUUUGCAUAAUCUGGGUCAGCUGGAUCAGGCUUUUCUUGAUGCUCAAAAAUGUGCACAGCUGGAGCCCAAGAAUAAAGCAUUUCAAGAUUUACUUAGACAGCUUAGUCUUCAAAUCCAACAGAAGGCUGUGCAGCUGUCCUCCACAGACUCAAAAGUUCAGCAGAUGUUCAAACUUCUGAUGGAUGACUCUGCAAAGACCUCAGACAGACAGAAGGCUGCCCAGAACCUGGUUGUGCUCUCUCGUGAAGAUGCAGGAGCAGAGCAGAUCUUUAGGAACGAUGGUGUUAAACUGCUCCAGAAGCUGCUGGAGUCUCAGCAGGAGGACCUUGUCCUCUCUGCGCUCAGGACUCUGGUUGGUCUGUGCACAGGGCAUCAGUCCAGGACCAUGGCUAUAGUGAAUGAACUGGGCAUGGAGAAACUCUGUGGGGUCAUGGGCUCCGGGGCCUCUUCUGUGUCCCUGGCUGCCUGUCAUCUGCUGCAAGUGAUGUUCGAGGCUCUCACGGAGGGCAUGAAGAAGGAGGUCAGAGGAAAGGACGAGGCUAUAGUGCAAGAGCCUUCUCGCGAGCUGCGUUCUAUGCUGCGCCAUCUUAUUGACAUGCUUCCUGCAUCAAAUGUGUCUGGACCUGGACGUGACAGUGCAAUCAACCUGCUGGUUAAACAGGUGCCUCGUAAAUCUCAGAAAAACCCAGACAACUCUCUCAGCCUGUGGGUCAUCGACCAGGGCCUGAAGAAAAUUCUGGAAGUGGCAGGUACAGUUUCUGAGGUCACUGAUGGACCACCUCUAACCGACAGCACACCUAUGAGCUGCUCUGUUCUUCUCAAUAAGUUAUAUGAUGAUCUGAAGUGUGACAAAGAGAGAGAGAAUUUCAACAAGUUGUGUGAGGAAUAUGUGCAGUAUCAUUUUGGAGGCUCAGACUUGAAGAGAAAACUACGAGCGAUACAGACUGUGUCAGUGCUGCUGCAGGGCCCCUGUGAUGUGGGCAACCGUACCCUUGAGUUGUCAGGUGUAAUGGAUGCUGUAAUAUCUCUGUGCGCUUCUGAGGAUGUAACCCACCAGCAGGUGGCUGUGGAGGCACUCAUUCAUGCAGCAGGAAAAGCUAAAAGAGCAUCCUUUAUUACUGCAAAUGGGGUGGCACUGUUAAAGGAUCUGUAUAAGCAGAGUGAAAAUGAACAGAUCCGAGUGCGAGCUCUCGUGGGCCUGUGUAAACUGGGCUCAGCUGGAGGAACAGAUUUUAGCAUGAAGCAGUUUGCAGAGGGAUCAACACUCAAACUCGCCAAACAAUGCAGGAAGUGGCUGUGUAAUGAGUCUCUCCCUUCCACGUCUCGGCGGUGGGCUGUAGAAGGUUUGGCUUACCUCACCUUUGAUGCUGAUGUGAAGGAGGACUUGGUGGAGGAUAAGAAUGCUCUCCAGGCCAUGUUUCAGCUCGCAAAGUCUGAGGAUAAAACUGUAUUGUUUGCCAUUGGAUCGACGUUGGUAAACUGCACCAACAGUUAUGACACUGAGAAGCCAGACCCUCAGUUGGUGGAGUUGGCCAAGUAUGCCAAACAGCAUGUACCAGAGGAACAUCCAAAGGAUGCUAAACCUUUUGUGGAGAAGCGUCUAGUUAAGCUGUUGGAGGCUGGGGUGGUCUCAGCUCUGGUGUGUAUGGUAAAACAGGAAAGUCCUGCUCUUACGGACACAUGCAGAGAGUGCAUCGCCAGGGUUUUCCUGGCUCUGGUGGAACGACAGGAAGAUCGAGGAAUGGUAGUAGCACAGGGUGGAGGAAAAGCAUUGUUGCCCCUGGCAUCAGAAAAUACAAGUUUGGGUAAAAUUAAAGCAGCACAAGCACUGGCCAAGAUUGCCAUCACCUCAAAUCCUGAAAUUGCUUUUCCUGGUGAGAGGGUUUACGAGGUGGUGCGUCCACUAGUCAGUCUCUUAGCUCUGGACUGCUCUCUUCUGCAGAACUUUGAGGCUCUGAUGGCUCUCACCAACCUAGCCGGGAUUAGUGAAAGACUCAGGCAGAAGAUUAUUAAAGAGAAAGCUGUAGCUAAAGUGGAAGGCUACAUGUUUGAGGAGCAUGACCUGGUGCGAGCAGCAGCCACUGAGUGCAUGUGUAACUUGGUCUUAAGCCCUGAGGUGCAGAAGCUUUACCAGGUCACAGACAGUGACCGGUUGAAACUCUUGGUGCUGUACUGUGGUGAGGAAGAUGAGAGACUGAGAAAGGCUGCAGCUGGAACUCUGGCAGUGCUACUUGGGGAAAUGCCUGAGCUGUGUGCACGGAUCCCCAACACAACCAGUCAUUGGCUUGAGAUCCUGCAGGCACUGCUGCUGAGUGAAAGUCAGGAACUGUGCCACCGAGGUGUGGUCAUCACACUGAACCUGAUGCAGGCAGAGAAGAGUAUGGCUGAGAAACUACUGGAAAGUGAGGUGCUGGAGAUCCUGUCAGUCCUGGCUAAAGCAGCUGAUGCUAACCGUGCUCCCAUCACCAGAGCAGCCCAGCGUUGCUUAGACAUGGCUCUGGAGUACGGCCUCAUUAAAAGCAACGAGGGGCAGACCAGUGGAAAAUCUAUACCAUGAUUGGACAGUCGUCCAGACAGACCAAGCUCACUACAUAUUCCAACAUAAGUUUGCAGUUCUGUAAUUAUUGUGUGAUUAUAUUUCACAUUCAAGUCUUUGGGACUGUGACACUAGAUUGAGCCUCGAGUAAAACAGUAUCAGGAAUUGAUUAAGAACAGACAUAAGCAAAGAGGAGAAGAACAUUCCUGAUUGGUUGUGACCUAAUUUCACACCAAAAUGUAAUUCUUAAUUUUACACAGGACAUGGAUUUGGGUUGCAGCUUCCUACACAAGCUACACAAGAGACCAAAUAUGUAAUUUAGUCCUAUUAACCCUUAUUUCUUUUAACCAAUAACAUCAUCAAAUAUAACACACAGAGUUUCAUAUCAACAAGUUUUUAUACUUUAUUGAUUAUAAAAAGAAUGUGACAGCAAACAGUAAGUUGAACAUCUAGUUCACAUCAAGGUCAGCAUCAUGAAUGUAGGUUUUAAUUCGGUAGUGGACUCUCAUUUGAAAGGGCUAACUAAACAUGCUAAUAAAAACACACGUAGUUGGUAUCUUAAAAGCUUUUCUUGACGAUGUUAGUGUAUUAUAUACACUAAUCAUAAGCAGAGUUGUACCUUUAUUCUAAGGCAUGAUGCGAAAUAUUCCCAUAAUUACACGCAGAUCUACAUGUGAGUUUAACAUGCAGUCAGACUCCUUUCCAGCACAAAAUAUCUUCAUUGUUUGUGAUUUUAUUGUGUCAAAUCAUACAAAUGCAGUAAGUUUCCCAUUGGGGGUAGAACUGCAGUGCUUGUGCAAUGUGGGUGAGUGAGAAAUAAACACUGCUCCCGCAUCUGUAGCUCUGCCCUAAGUUUAAAUCAACCAUCAGAUGUUGGAAAGGGAUUUGCAUGACAUUUCUAACCAACAGCAUUGUUCAAACCAUGAAUUCUUUGUUGAGUAUUGGUUAUUUGGUUAAUCUUUGACAUUCCUACCACCAUUCCAUUCCUUACACUCAGAAUUGUUUACGUCGACACUUAGUCUUACUGUAUUUGUGCAUUCCACUGAACCAGUCACAGAUCUUCUAGUGGUUGUCUGCACGUGGCACAUUUAUUACAUAAAAAAAAGAAUGUACAUGUAAUCAAAUAUUCACAGGAGUUGCUCACUGUACUUAGCCAUUGUACAUGUUAUCUGUAGUUUCUUAAGAUUGAAAUUAUAUUUGAUAUGUCUUUGAGAUUGAUAGAUCACUAAAUAACCACAAAUAAAAAAAAAACAUUGAGUGUAAA
Molecule: messenger RNA, 5078 nt
Organism: Trichomycterus rosablanca
Lineage: Eukaryota; Metazoa; Chordata; Actinopteri; Siluriformes; Trichomycteridae
Gene: unc45a
Product: unc-45 myosin chaperone A
Exons: 20
Coding region: 989-3835 (948 amino acids)
Cellular component (GO): cytoplasm
Molecular function (GO): Hsp90 protein binding
Source: RefSeq, a predicted model, not a curated record